UGCAUUGCUGCUGACGUCACUUGGUAAACAUUGCAAUAUUCAAAGCUCCUGUAACUCAACUGCUGCUUCUCCGAAAGGCGCAAAUGCGAACGGAUUACCUUCAGUUGGUCAGCGGGUCUCCAUAAACCGCAUUUGCUUAUUCUGCUCUUACCUUAUUUCCUAGCGGCCGCCAAACACGGGCGUCGUCUGUGCAAGAUAGUCGACUACUGAGGAAGAAUAAUAAACGGAGUUCGUCUUAAUCUGGGGGGGAAAUGGCUUCGCAUAGGAGUAACGGGGACGGCAUGGAAAGCAUGCAGCUGGCGGAGGAUCAGAUCAAAGCGCUGGAGGAGAAUUUCAUGAAAGUCAGCAAGCAUCCGGACGAGACGACGCUCAUGCUGAUCGCGGCGGAGUGCGGACUGUCCGAGCGGGACGCGGCAAAGUGGUUCCGGCUUCGCAAUGCGCAGUGGAGACAGUCUGAGGGUCUCCCCGCCGAGCAGGGCUCCGUCAAGGACUGAGGCAGAAGAGGGUCAUCGCCCAAAGUGCCCCCCCUUCCAUCCCACCUCCCUCCCAAACUUCCCUCCGCAUGUCUGAGCUGUACUUUGCUGAAUGUGACCUGUAUGCAAGUCUUAUUUUUAUAGAUAUAACCAGCAUAUUUCCAUAGGUAAAUAUACAUCCCUAAUUAUAUGUAUGUAAAUGUAAUUUAUUGUAUGUCAUUCAAGGCCCUCGGCAUGUAGUGUUUGCAGUUACAAGCAUGGAGCUUAGUUGAGAGAUGAUCUGAUGGGAUCAGAGUACAUUCUGAUCCAAGGCUACUGCACUUCUCCUGAUUAUGAAGAUCCCUGACUGGAAUUGUCUGCUGAAGGGUUACAGGUUCCCAAUCCAAGCCUUAAGGACGGGGGAUGUAGAAAAAUAAAUAAAUACAUAUACAAGAGA
Molecule: messenger RNA, 909 nt
Organism: Brienomyrus brachyistius
Lineage: Eukaryota; Metazoa; Chordata; Actinopteri; Osteoglossiformes; Mormyridae
Gene: hopx
Product: HOP homeobox
Exons: 3
Coding region: 252-494 (80 amino acids)
Biological process (GO): regulation of transcription by RNA polymerase II; cell differentiation
Cellular component (GO): nucleus
Molecular function (GO): DNA binding
Source: RefSeq, a predicted model, not a curated record